AUGUCACAAUCUGAUGGAUUUGAAUCCGAUAGUGGGGGCUCGUCGAAAUCGUCAGUGGAUCGACGAGGACGAGCGAGCAAAAGACAAUGCUUGAGCACUCCUGACGUCGAUGACGAGACUGACUAUGAAAAUGAGAAAAGUGCCUCAGAUAAAUCUCAAGACAUCGCAUCGCAGCCUUAUAGAAAAGACAAUGAGGAAGAUGCGAACGAGAAACCGAAAUCGAAGUAUAGAAUUCAUAUACCCAAAAAUCCCGAAUUUCCCAAGGAUGCGUUCUUCACGCAACCACCUAACAGAGCGUCUAGUCCAUAUAGAAUUGGUCAAUUCAAUUGGCAGAAGCCGAGUAUUCCAAGACCCUCUCCAAAGGCACAGGAAACCACUAAAAUACAGUCCAAAAGUGAAACGCUUGACAUCCAUCACACCUCUAAUAACCAAGGCACGGUAAAUGGUCGUGCUAGUGGAAACCCUGCUUCUGAUUUAUCAAAGGCAGAGACAUUCGACCUUGACGAAAGCGAUGAGGAUAUGCUCGCUCAACUACCAGCUGAUGCCUUCGAACAGUCUAACUCGUCACACCUGAACUCUGUCGACGUCAGUGACAUGCGAGACAAUAUUUUGAAGCUUGCAGCUCCUGCUUCAAAUCUCAAGCAAACGACUUUGUUUGGAACGCAAGCUCAAUCUGCGCCUUCACAAACACAAUCGAAACGCGUACACAAUUGGCCCAUGGCAAACCGGGAGGAGCCUCUCACACAUCAUCAAAUCGAUCUUGAGGCAAUGAAGACCUGGGUCUACCCCACCAACCUUGGAACCAUCCGAGAUUAUCAGUACAGCAUAGUAGCUCGUGGGCUUUAUCACAAUAUGCUCGUCGCUUUACCGACUGGGCUGGGUAAGACAUUUAUUGCUGCGACCAUCAUGUUGAAUUGGUUUCGGUGGACACUCUCAGCUCAAAUAGUCUUUGUGGCUCCCACACGACCAUUGGUAUCACAACAAGUCAAAGCGUGCUUUGAGAUCACUGGUAUACCGAGAUCAGCUACAACGAUGCUGACGGGUACCAUCCCUCCAGGUCUCCGAACUGAAGAAUGGCGCAGUAAACGAGUGUUCUUCAUGACUCCACAGACCCUGAUUAAUGACCUUAAGACUGGAAUAUGCGAUCCAAAGAGAAUGGUAUUGAUCGUGGUCGAUGAGGCACACCGUGCAACUGGAAAUUACGCCUAUGUUGAAGUGGUCAAGUUCUUGAAGAGAUUCAACUCCAGUUUCCGAGUUCUUGCCCUAACCGCUACCCCGGGUGCAUCCAUCGAGAGCGUGCAAGAAGUUAUUGAUGGGCUGGGUAUUUCUAGAGUUGAGAUUCGAACAGAGGAAUCUUUUGACAUUCGUCAAUACGUGCAUCCACGGAAAAUUGACACGGUAUUAUUCGACAAUUCGGAUGAAAUGCUUAUGGUUAUGGACUUGUUCUCCAAAGCACUUCAACCGAUAUUGGAUAAGCUCAUAGGCAUGAACGCAUAUUGGAGCCGGGAUCCAAUGUCUCUUACACCUUACGGCUGCACUCAAGCUCGGCAAAGAUGGUUUGCGUCAGACGCCGGCCGGAAGGCAAAUCCGGGUCUCAAAUCCAUGGUGAUGACCAUAUUUUCUCUGCUGGCGAGUCUAUCGCAUGCAACUGAGCUUUUAAAAUUCCACGGUAUAGGACCAUUCUAUCACAAGGUUUUGGGAUUCCGGAACCAGGUGCAUGCCAAUGGCAAAGGAGGAGGUAAGUAUGCGAAUCAGAUUAAUGGUAGCCAGCCAUUUCAAACUAUGAUGUCUCGAGCACAAAUCUGGAUCAAUACUCCGGAUUUUGUGGGACAUCCCAAGCUUGAAUAUGUGCAAAGCGUGGCGUUGAACCAUUUUCUUGAUGCUGGAGAGGGGAGAGGCUCCUCUGACCCAGCAAGCACCAGAAUCAUGAUCUUUUCGCAUUUUCGUGAUUCUGCGGAGGGCAUUGCAAGGAUCUUAGGUCGAAAUACGCCAAUGAUCAGACCCCAUGUAUUUGUCGGACAAUCGUCGACGAAGGAAUCUGAAGGCAUGGAUCAGAAGACGCAAUUAGAUAUCAUCCAAAAGUUUCAGAACGGAACAUACAACACCUUAGUCGCAACCUCUAUCGGAGAAGAGGGUCUAGACAUUGGUGAAGUUGAUUUGAUCAUCUGCUACGACGCUUCCGCCUCUCCCAUUCGGAUGCUGCAGAGAAUGGGUCGUACAGGACGUAAACGGGCGGGAAAUAUAACAGUCACCCUCAUGAAAGGCAAGGAAGAAAAUAGCUUUAUAAAAGCAAAAGACAAUUAUGAAAAAAUGCAAGUGGAAAUAGCAUCAGGCGCUCGUUUCAAUUUCCAUGAUGAAGAAUCUCGAAGGAUAGUUCCUAAGGACAUCCAUCCAGCUGCUGACAAGAGAAUCAUUGACAUUCCACUGGAGAACACUCAAGCAGACCUUCCUGAACCGACGAGAAGAGGUAGACCGCCGAAAAGACCGCCGAAAAAAUUUAACAUGCCUGACGGUGUGCGGACUGGCUUUGUCAAAGCCUCCAAGAUCGCUGGUAACAGUGACAGUAGUACCCUCGGUGCCGACGAUGAUAUUCAGUGGAAAACGCGGGCUAGUCCCCCCAGCCCUAUCUCAGUGCCUCUUCUAACCGACGUACUUCUUUCCUCGUCUGAAGAGAAAAUGUUCGAAAGAAAGUACUUGGAUGUUUCAGGAGACGCUUCACAGGUAGUCGAAGCGCCAAGGAUGCACACGUUUCCAAGCCUACAGAGACGUCUUCGGCCAGUCAAGAAUAUACCUCACAGUCACGCUACGGAUAUUGCUACUAAAGCUUUUGACGCCAUGCACAUGAUGACCAUGGAAAGAGCUGCUUCACUGAAGCGUCAAUUGAAGCCUCAGGACUGUAAGAUAGGAGAGGCCCAAGCCGUACAAAGAGCUGUCGCCAUUGCGGCUUGUCAAAGAUCAACAAUUCCUGCAAAAUCAAAACACCGGGGAUCCACAAUCGAUCUUUCCUCGCCAGCGGAACAAAGCUCAGCAGUCGCAGUAACUAAAGACAGGAUUGAUUCCGAUGAGAUUGCAAGUGAUGAAAGUUUAAAUGCUGGGGACGACGAUACGCUUGAUGGGGGUGGUUCCUCGCGGUCACUGCCUUCCCUAUCACUCAACGAUACUGUAGAAUCAACCUUCUUGGCGAGGCAGGAAGCCUUAACUUGCCCGGACCUAGAUGAGGAAUUGCCCGGACUCGCAACAAUAUUUACAGGUCAAAAAGAAAGCAGCAGGAGCUUUGGUGAACGGCGACGGGUUAGACGUGUAGUAGCGGACGAUAGCGACGAGGGAUGA
This is a messenger RNA of Bacidia gigantensis, 3330 nucleotides long. RefSeq lists its product as uncharacterized. The transcript has a single exon. Gene Ontology annotation, biological process: interstrand cross-link repair; replication fork reversal; double-strand break repair via synthesis-dependent strand annealing. NCBI's taxonomy places the organism in Eukaryota, Fungi, Ascomycota, Lecanoromycetes, Lecanorales, Ramalinaceae. The record is from RefSeq and is a predicted model, not a curated record. Gene Ontology annotation, molecular function: ATP binding; 3'-5' DNA helicase activity; four-way junction helicase activity. Bases 1 to 3330 code for a protein of 1109 amino acids.